This is a messenger RNA of Astyanax mexicanus (Mexican tetra), 1819 nucleotides long. RefSeq names its product proliferation associated nuclear element (gene pane1). The transcript has 6 exons. Lineage: Eukaryota; Metazoa; Chordata; Actinopteri; Characiformes; Acestrorhamphidae. The record is from RefSeq and is a predicted model, not a curated record. Bases 104 to 655 code for a protein of 183 amino acids.
GGCGGAGGGAGUGACGUCAGAUGCUUUGAAAAGAAGCGGCAGGAGGCAGCGAGUAGUGAGUUUAUAGUAGAGAGUGUUAAACAAUAGAUGAAAUACAGUAAAAAUGGCUUUAUUAACUCCUUACAGCAAAAUCCCCGAGCUCAACACCGCCACGCUGCUCCUGGUUGAAAAUGAGGAGCAGUUUCAGUGCAGGUUGGCAGAUGCUAUAGUGCAGCGUGAGAAGGAUGUCAACGUGAAUGUGCGUCUGGCUCGAAAGCUCCCUCUACCUGUGGAAAACGGCGAGACCCGUCCUCGUAUCGAUCUGGUGGUCUUCAUAGUCAACCUGCUGUCUGAGCAAAGCUUUCUCGUAGUGGAGAAUUCUCUGAAUCACUUGAGUUCAGAUUACUUCUUAGGGAAGGUGUGCUUUGUGGUCACUUCAGCUCGCUGUGGAGCUGUUUCUCAGGAGCGUUUGUUGAGUGUGAGGAAACUGGCUGCGUCUCACCGCUGCCCUGUGAUCUGCGCUGAACACCAGACAGACGAUGGCGUUACAAUGGCAGCCACCAGGCUUCUCACCAUCUUGAAGGUUUCUGCUGGACUGUCCCCAAUGCCAACCACUGCCCUCUACAUGUCCACCCUGACCCGCUGCACUGUGCCAUCUGACUUAGAUGAGGACUGAUCUUUACUGUGGACUGUUAUUUCUAUAAUUAUGUUCGUAGAUGGAAAACCAGAUGAAUUUGGAUCAAAACAAGACUUGCAGACAGACUGGUUCAGACUUUUAGACUUUAAUUUUAGAUCAACCCAAAAGGGCAGUUGAUAAAGGUGCAGAGAACCGAAGUCUGAACCAGAGGAUCAUCUGAACCAUGAUUCUGUUCGUUUGCAGUGUGAAAACUUAUUUUUCUAGAUGAUUCAAACUACAAGAAUUGAGGCAGGUCACAGUCACCCAUUAAACGACGGAAUAAUAAAAAGAAGUGUUGUUGGGCCGGGGAAAAAAAGAGAGAAUGACUUCUGCUGAUUCUGUAUCUACUGUAACUGUAGAUUAACUCUUAUUUAUACAUUGAAAUAAAUCUGAAGGCAUCUGAUGGGAAUCUGUAACACCUACCCUGCUAUAGGAUACAUAUGCACUCAAAGGGGAUCAGGUUUUGGCAGGGAGGCAGAAUUCGGCACAGCGCUCGUUAAACACGACUUGCUAAACUAACAAUGUGCCACCAUCCAAUGAUGCCUGUCCUCCUACAAACUAAUCAAUGUCACAUAUAGGGAGAAGCUGCCUAUCUAGGCAUUGAUGACAGGAAGUUGCAACGUUCUUAAAUUCUCUAGUGUAACAAACACAUGAGCUUUGGUUCAAAUUUUGGCAAAGACUUUCUGGUGUGAAAACCCCUAAAUAUAAUUCUAUAUUCAGGACAUUGCAUUAGAAUAUUCCCCUUCACUCUGAAGUAAUUAACCAAUCAGGACACAUUUGGUGUCUGCCAUUUACAUCUGUAGUUUUACAGCAAUAAAGCAGAACGAUGCUAACUGUACACAAGCUAGCAAAUUGCUAACUUUAUCCUUAAUUAAUCACACAUACGUUAGCCUCAUAGCUCCAGUGUAAAACUAAAGAAGCAAACUUCAGACAUUAUAGCUGUCUUGGCUGGUAGGCUGCAUUUUGGUUUUAGCAUUUUUUUUUUUGGAUUAAAGGAUUACUGCUUUAAACAAACUUUUUAUGUGCUGUGUAAGAACCAAAACACACCUUGCUCUUUUUAGAAUUGCUCUUAACUUAUCGUCUUACCACCCUAAUGUAUAUGUUGUAGAUACAUGUAACUAAGUAUGUUGAUGUGCUCAUUAAAAUCUGUGCCAUGUACUUUCA